Messenger RNA from Ictalurus furcatus (blue catfish), 2139 nucleotides. RefSeq names its product proline-rich nuclear receptor coactivator 1 (gene pnrc1). Gene Ontology annotation, biological process: nuclear-transcribed mRNA catabolic process, nonsense-mediated decay. Gene Ontology annotation, cellular component: P-body; nucleus. The record is from RefSeq and is a predicted model, not a curated record. The transcript is spliced from 2 exons. Bases 263 to 1039 code for a protein of 258 amino acids. Lineage: Eukaryota; Metazoa; Chordata; Actinopteri; Siluriformes; Ictaluridae.
AACUCGCGCACAGCUGCGCCAUUUUAGUCCAGUCGACUCGUCUCGUCUCGUCUCGAGCUACGCCAUUUCGAUGAAAACUUUCGGCUCUAAACUUUCCGACGAAGUCGUUAUUGUUUCAAGAAAACGAAUCCGUUCACUCGGAGCAUUUUCUAACUCUGUGAAUUUAUCCAAAUCGCUGAGCUGAUUGCUGCUCUGGAAGCGUCUUAUUAUUAUUUUGUUAUGCGUUAGCGUAGAGGAAGCCAUUUUGGACGCUUCGUAUCUCAUGUAUCCUCCAUCCAGCAGUUUUGAAAUCAUGUUGGGGGAAACGCUUGGUGUUGAAACGAACCUGUACAACGUCGAGAACAACGAACCGACUCUGGUGAUUUCCUAUGGAAACCUGAACAAGUCCUCCAGACGAGCUCUGCUGAAGAAAGGAGGACACAGGGUGCGUUUACAGAGCAGGAAUGCCCAUAACCAGGCUCCACAGCACCAGAAACAGGCGGUGCUUCUGAGGAACAACACAGCACGUUUAACCGACAUCAACAACAAUAACAGCAGCAGCAGUGACGCUAAAUCCACAUCACCGAGCAAUAAUACCGAGCUUCCGGCCAGCAGAACUGCACCGAGUGGCUCGACACACUUCAAAACAGCAUCCAAGAAAGAGCUGUUGAAAUCGAAAACGGGAAGGGGAGAAAGGGGAAAUCAGCCGAGCAGGCCGUCUCCACACAGCGCAGACAAACACAAGCCAUGCGCUCCUAACCUGAGCACACGCACUCAAAGGAGCAGGCACGUCAAAUGCGAGAACAGGGAUAGGAAGAGGCCUCUGAGCUCAGCGGACGCCCCGGGAAACACAAACACUGAACUCUCAUCUGACGAUAAUCUUAAAGAUGCAGAGAAGACCUAUGCAGGAGCCAAGUUUAGCGAGCCACCUUCACCGAGUGUGUUGCCCAAGCCACCGAGCCACUGGGUGGGCGAAAACGCCCCCAAACAUUCCGACAGCAGCCGGGAGCAGAUGUCCGUGCAUCUGAAAACCAUACUGAAGGUCCAGUCCAAGCCGUGACUCCAAUUACAUAAACGGCAGCAGUAAUAAUUAAAAAAACCCCGGAUCGGUUGAGGUGUAAACACCUUCACAGCGGAAACAAAUAGUCCCUGGAGUCUCAGGCAAAAGAAAGUUAUAAUAAAUUGACUCCAGGCCGUCAGGAAAAACAAAGAUUGGAAGCUUGUUGCAACAGGAAGUGUUGAAUUUUUGAUAAUGUCAAAGAUGUCUUGUCUUUAGAAAGAGACCUUGUGUUCAUUUUUUUAAAAACUUGUGUACAUGUAAAUAAUGUAAGACAUGUAAUAUAUGUGUAUAUUUUUUGGAUGUUAUUUUAACAGCAGAGUAAAUCUAGUUUUGUUACUGAAGCUUACGACGAUGUUUUCAUCAAGAAGCGAUGGUAUGCUCGCUGCAAGCGUACCGAUCGAGGCCCAGCGAGCCGUCUCGGGAUGCACGUUACAUGUGAAAUGUUUGCUUAGUUUUGCACAAGACUGAAAAACCAACACGGGUCCCUUUUAAGAUGUGAGGAUGAACUAGUGUGCGGCGCUACGGCCGAAUGAGUUUUCUACGUCGUGGACUGUCCUGGAAAGGGGAUGCAGCUAAUAAAAGGGAGUGGAAGUUUCAAACGAAAGGACUGUGGUGUUGUAUGAUGGACACUGCCUCCAACUGAAGCAAAUGGACAAAUCACAAACGGCACUUCUGAAAACAAACGAUUUGUUGUACCAGUCUGCACGCACCAAUCGUUCCGGUAACGGACAUUUUUCUUUCCUUCUGUAGCAUUUGCCUGGUUUGUUAGAUUCAGGAUGUUGUAUUUUGACAGGACGUGAUGUUUACUGUGAGAGAAGAUUUUGUGGUCGUAACGUGUUGACAUGUCUGUGGAGAAAAGUCAGGCAUCUACCAUCCUCUUUUCUUUUUUGUUUAUUUUUUCCUUUUGACUAAACUAAACCCAAGGCAUUUUUAUAUUUGUGAAAAUCCAACACAUUUUGUUGCAACACUGAUUUUAAUGUUUGGCCUGUUUUUAAAAGUACAAAAAGAAGUAACGUCCACACGUAUUCAAUUGGUCUGAGAAACGUUAUGAACGUUUUUAAUUAAAAGUAUUGAAAUAAAGAAUUUGGCCAUCCCCUUUA